UAUGAUCUUGUAUGAAGUGUUAACGUUGAGUGCAAUUUUAUAACAUUUUUAAUGCUGACUUUAUGAAAACUAGACCAACAAAUGUGCCCCUCCAAGUCUCAGUGGACUGUUCCAGACGUCAAUCAAUAAACGUGUUAGCAACAAGUGAGCGAACUUGAGUCACUUGUCCCGGGUUCCGAGGGUUAUGUGUUAUGCCCGUCUAUCUUAAGAACUAGGCAAUUCCCGGCUUUCACGGAUUAACUCGAGGGCCUGGACAAUAUAAAGCCGUACGACAUUUCCAGAGUAAAAGUCGGGCACGAUGAAGGGCGAUCCGACCAAAGUUGUGUCCACGGAGCGAGGUCAGCUGCACGGCCGGGGCCAUGACGGGGAGGGGCGGGUGAAAAGAACAACAGCACGCAGCUGUAGGCGUCGCUUCUCCAGCAUCGGAACCGUGAGUUCGGAGCCAAACACGUCUUCCUCUGAGGACGAGACGGAGCCAAAAACAAAGAGAAGGACCAGGAUGAGGAUCAAGAAAGAGCCUAAGUGGUCUCAAAGUGAUGACGUCGUGAGCAGUGAGGCCCAGUGCAAAGUACCAAACGACCCACGCAGUUGGUCUCGCGACGACGUUCGGACAUGGUUGGUGUGGGCGCAGGCGCACUACACAGUAGGGGAGUUGGAUGCCGGAAAGUUCAUCAUGAACGGAAAGGGACUUUGCCUGAUGGACAAGAAGGGCUUCGUCUACAGAGUUCCCGGAAAGGGGGAAGUACUCUAUCUGGACUUCCAGGAAAGAUUGUUCCAGGCUCUGAAGGCCCAGAGAAAAUUGUAAAAGUGAAAGUAGGUCUUGUCACGGGUCUGUUUUGUGGCGUGGAUUCACCUACACUAGGACGUAAAGAGAACACCUUUUACUUUCAUUUUCAUUUUGGAACACGUUGUCCAACGUUUAUUCAAGGGUAGGCGUAGGGUAAGAUGAUAUUUCGAACUAAACACGGAUAAAGAAAAGAUCGCUUAUAUGUGAUCCUGGGUGUUUUGUCCUUUCAAGUUACAAAUUGGUAUUAUUUGGGCAUUGUGGGUACAAGAAAAACACGAAAAUGUAGUCCUGUAUUUAUUGCUUCAUUGUUAUGACGGGGUUGAAUAUCCAGCAUGUCAUUAUCAAAAUAUUAGCACCGUUUAGACCUAUCAUUUUGGCUAGGCGUAAGAAAGACUUCUGUCCUGAAAUGUUCUUUUAAUUGUCACACUAUGCUGUAACAAUGUAAAUUUACUUUAUAAGAUGGUGAAACAAUGAAUUUACGGGCACUUCAGAAAACUAUGACUUCACUGUGUUAACGUUCCUCGUUUAUAAUUAUCUGAACAUUCAAAGUAUGUAAUUAUCCGGGCCCUUCUCAUACAUAAUCAUCUGAACAUUCAGAGUGGUGUAAAUACUAGUAAUCUUUUCUGGUGAAUUUUUGUUCCUCUUCCUUUUUUUGUAUACUGUACAUAACUUGUAUGAUCAUUGUUUUAAACAAUGAAGAAAAUAACACACAAUAGCUUGUGCAUGGCUGCUAGUAUAUAGUACCGUUAUAAAAUUUGCUCACUUUUUGACGGAAAUUUGUUGAACAGUAGUCAAGCAUCAAUCGGUAUUCGGUAAUGCUAUUGAUAGAUAGAUUGAUAGAUGUUAUAUUUUGUACGUAUACUUCAGAUGAAAAAUUGUUUCGUUCAGAUGUAUCUAGUCGUUCUCAUUUAAUCCAUUGCUUAUCUGACCAUUGGGAACAGGGUUCUUUUAUUAUAUGUCUACACCAGUCAUAUGGCUACUCAGGUUUGAAACAAAGCCAGUAUGACUCGAAUUACGGAAACGUUAUAAACUGAACUGCAGGAAAAAAAUCAUUUACCGGUCAGUUAAAAAUGCAUUGUUAGAUCCCGUUCAUACCAGACUUCUAAAAACCGGUUGAAACCGCUAAAUAAUUAGCGGGGGAAAACCCGGCUAAAAAUUACGAAGCAGUGAAUCUUUGCCAUUGAAAUCGGUUCUGUAUAUAAUGCUGUUUUCCUCUGU
Molecule: messenger RNA, 2005 nt
Organism: Branchiostoma belcheri (Belcher's lancelet)
Lineage: Eukaryota; Metazoa; Chordata; Leptocardii; Amphioxiformes; Branchiostomatidae
Product: transcription factor ETV6-like
Exons: 3
Coding region: 299-805 (168 amino acids)
Molecular function (GO): sequence-specific DNA binding
Source: RefSeq, a predicted model, not a curated record